This is a messenger RNA of Didymodactylos carnosus, 2167 nucleotides long. The record is from the annotation of a GenBank genome assembly. Lineage: Eukaryota; Metazoa; Rotifera; Eurotatoria; Philodinida; Philodinidae.
GUCCAGGAUGCUAAAAUACCUCAUUUCAAAUGAAAAAAUCCAAAAAAUUCCAAGUCAAAAAAAGUCGGUAUUUUCGGUAUCGGUAUAUACCGAUGUUCGGUAUUUUCGGUAUUCGGUAUACCGAUACCGGUGCAUACCUACUCAGUAUAACGCACGUUUCAGUAUCAUCAACUUUACACGUGCAAAGGCCAUAACGACACAUUUUAUUCAAUAACGACCUAUCACCGUAUUUACAGUAUCUUAUGUAGCAAAUGCUAAUGACAUUUUUUGUUUCUUAGUAACGAUAAUGUUGUGCCAAGUUUAACUCUUUUAUAAGGCUGAACAUUCGCGAUGUUCAUUGUCUUCGUAUUCUUUAUUCUCUGAACUGUCUUAUGGUGGUCUCAACUUCCAUCUGUACUUCUUCAGCUUCCAAAUCGUACUUUCAGCUAAUUAACACCACUACCGCAGCUGCAUUAUUCCUUUUUUUAGUUCUGCGCUUACAUUCUUAAUUAGCUUAUACUUCAAUCUGUUUUUGAUAUACAAUUGAAUUUCAGUAUAUCAAAUUCUAGAUCCCGUUGUAUUUCAUAAUAAACUUUUAUAAAAUUGAAUAGUUAAAUAAAUUUGACAAAACACGUCAUAAAACGCCCUGUUAUGUUCUUAGAUAUAUUAUGAAAGGUUUUUCUUGCAUGAUGAGUUUGUGACAUCAGGUUUAGGCUAGUAAGAAUUGCAUUAGCCAUUCAAAUGCAAGGGCUUUCAGUCUGCUAGAAGGUCUCUUAACAUCGGCGAGGAUAUGUCAAAUGAUUUGAAAAAGUGACUUCCUAUCGCUCCGUUGACUGAAAGUGUAGAAUUCUAUGAUGAAGAUAGUUUACUUUAUUGGGCCCAAGAUUAAAGAACUAUGGCAGAUCAAGAGGGGACAAUUAUUUCGUCUGCCGUCUUGAUGACUCGUUUUUAGAGAUGUGCACGGGUGCCAUUUUUUCGUACCCGAUCCGCAACCAACUUAAGCCUAAACAUUUUUUCCAGCUAAAAAAUUAGCUGGAAUAAAAAGUUUAUUUUUCGGUUCAAGAUGUCAAAUUAUCAUUACAUCGUCAGGUAAUUCUUUUUUGAACCUUCAUGUAUUUUAGUUAAACUCCUGUAUUUUUUCACUAAAAUUUUGUAGGUUUCCACUAGAACCUUCCAGUUUUUGGGUAAACUGAAAAAAUUAGAACCCGUACCCAACGUUUGGGUCGGGUCGGAUACGAGUCGGGUUGCACAUCUCUACUCGUUUUGUAUGAGGAUAAGCAACAAGAAAAAUGUGUACUUGUAGUUACAUUUUUAAGACGUUAAAGUCAUUUCUUUUAUGAUCGUUUUGCUGUAGAGAUAAGUAAAUUUUGCUCUGUUGAUGUAUUUCACUUACGUGAUGGCGUGUUAGAAUAGUCUAUUGGAAUAAAUUAUACUUUUCUGAUUGAGUAUCGAAAAAUAGUCAAAAAUUCCCUCUUUUAUUAGCUUAACUAUUUUAUAAAAAUGCAGUAGGAAGCGGAAAAGUCUGCAUUAUCACUGAUUUCAAAUUCCUUUUUCUCUUCUAGGUAUAACACGUGCUGAAUUAUUAGAUGAAAUUUUAUUAGCAAUUGCUGCUGGUUUCGAGACAACUUCGACCGCUUUGGCCUGGUUCAUUUUCUACAUGAGUAAACAUCCACAUGUUCAACAAGAAAUUAAGCGCGAAUUACGAGACAAUGAGAUAAUAUCCACCACUUAUCUCACUCUUGAUUUACUUGAUAAAUUAAUCUAUGUCGAUUGUGUGAUGAAAGAGGUACUGCGCAUGGCACCCAUUAUCGAUUGUACAAUACGAACAUUGUUAAAAGAUGAUGAGUUUAAUGGUAUAAAAGUGCACAAAGGUGAUUCAAUAAUGAUUGCAGUUCACAAUGUUCAUAUGGAUGAACGAUAUUGGAAUGUAAAUCCACAUGAAUUUCGACCUGAACGAUUUAUGAAUGAAGAUAAAAAUUAUAAUCCGUAUGCAUUAGGCACAUUUGGCGGUGGUUACCGAGCGUGCGCUGGACAAGAUUUGGCAAGAGUAGAAUUGAAAACGAUAGUUACUCGACUCAUGCAGUAUGUAACAUUUAUUGAUGGAGGAGAAGAGAAAAAUAGUGGCGGGAAAGUACAAGGUCUAACGACUGUACCGAAACAUAUAGGCGUUUACAUUCGAUUUGAUUGA